AUGGAGUUCAUCAACGUCACCUACAAUGCUGCGGCAAACUUCCUGCCGUAUGCCACCGCCGCACCCCUCGCGCAGCAGCUCCGCGGCAUGCCCGCCAUGAACGGCAUGAUGGUCAAGUCGGAUCCGUGGACUCUUUUCGACAAAAUGUAUACAGGGAUCACGGGGGUCGGGGGGGAGAACUUUCGUUUCGUCCAAGGUCGCACGCCAAUGUCGACGUUCAAGGAGACAGCCAUGUUCAUCGUCACCUACUACGCAGUCAUCUUCGGCGGUCGCGAGUUGAUGCGCAACCGUCCGGCGAUGAAGCUGAACAACCUGUUCAUGAUCCACAACUUCUGUCUGACCAUGAUCUCGGGAGCGCUGCUGGUCCUGUUCACUCAGCAGUUGGCGCCGGGUUUGUGGGAGAAUGGGUUGUACGACGGGAUUUGUGGUGCAACGGGCUGGUCGGACAAGCUGGUGGUUCUCUACUAUCUGAACUACCUGACCAAAUACGUCGAGCUGCUCGACACGGUGUUCCUAGUGGUCAGAAAGAAGCCAUUGACCUUCCUGCACACGUACCACCACGGCGCGACGGCCUUGCUCUGCUACACCCAGCUAGUCGGUCAGACUUCGGUCUCGUGGGUCCCCAUCACGCUGAACUUGGGCGUGCAUGUGGUCAUGUACUGGUAUUAUUUCCAAGCCGCGCGUGGAGUCAAGGUGUGGUGGAAGCAGUACAUCACCAUGUUCCAGAUCACCCAAUUCGUCCUCGAUCUAGGGUUCAUCUAUUUCGCCUGCUACAACUACUACGCCAGUACCUAUGCGCCAUGGAUGCCACAUGUCGGCACGUGUGGCGAUCCUCGCCAGGAAGUUGCGGCGGCCAUGGGCUGUGCCAUCAUCUCAUCCUAUCUGGUCCUCUUCAUCAUGUUCUACCUCGCGACCUACAAGAACCCACCGGCCAAGAAAGCCAUGCGACGAGCGGUCAAGCAGGACCUUCCCGCCAUCCCGGAGACCACCGCAUUGGCAUCGGAUCUGUUGAAGUCGGCCACCGCGGCCGUGAUCGAGAGUGUCCAAGAGGGCAAAUGCACCUAG
Cladophialophora carrionii CBS 160.54 is the source of this 1065-nucleotide messenger RNA. RefSeq lists its product as uncharacterized. Gene Ontology annotation, molecular function: fatty acid elongase activity. The record is from RefSeq and is a predicted model, not a curated record. Gene Ontology annotation, cellular component: endoplasmic reticulum membrane. Gene Ontology annotation, biological process: sphingolipid biosynthetic process; very long-chain fatty acid biosynthetic process; fatty acid elongation, polyunsaturated fatty acid. The transcript has 3 exons. NCBI's taxonomy places the organism in Eukaryota, Fungi, Ascomycota, Eurotiomycetes, Chaetothyriales, Herpotrichiellaceae. Bases 1 to 1065 code for a protein of 354 amino acids.